CUUCCACCGCUGGCCAGGCAACAUGGAUGAUAAACAGUCAGAGGAUUCACGCAAGGACAUGGGCUUUGGAAAUCCAAGGGAUGGACUCCUGGUGAGACUCAGGAAAUUUAACCCCAGGGAUGUUUUUACCUGGCAGCUGGCCAAGACGCUGGCCAUGGGUCAGGGUCUGGCUGGACUCAUCUGCGGGACAGCCAUCUCCUCCCAGUACCUGGCCACAAACUUCCACGUCAACACUCCCAUGCUGCAGAGCUUUCUCAACUACAUGCUGCUGUCUGCCACCUACACCACCAUGCUGAUAUGCAGAAGAGGGGAUGGCAAUAUUUUACAGAUCCUGAAGAAGAGAUGGUGGAAGUACCUCCUGCUGGGGCUGGUGGACGUGGAGGCCAACUACACUGUUGUUAAAGCUUACCAAUAUACCACCCUCACCAGCGUGCAACUGCUGGACUCCUUUGUGAUCCCCGUCUUAAUGUUGCUGUCUUGGUGGAUUUUGAAGACACGGUACAGAGUAGUCCACUAUGUAGCCGUCUGCAUCUGUCUCCUUGGAGUGGGGGCCAUGGUCGGGGCCGACCUGCUGGCUGGAAGAGAUCAGGGCUCCACCUCCAACAUCUUGUUGGGUGACGGCUUGGUGCUGCUCAGUGCCGCUCUGUACGCCGUCUCCAACGUGUGUCAGGAAUACACGGUGAAGAACCUGAGCAGAGUGGAGUUCCUGGGCAUGGUCGGCCUGUUCGGCACCGCCAUCAGCACCAUACAGAUGGUGAUCCUGGAGCGUAACCAGGUUACUGCCAUCGUGUGGAGCUGGCAAGUUGCUCUUCUGUUCUCUGCAUAUGCGCUGUGCAUGUAUGCUUUGUACAGCUUUAUGCCUAUCGUCAUGAAGCUGAGCAGUGCCACCGCCGCCAACCUCUCUCUGCUCACCGCUGACCUCUUCAGCCUUUUCUGUGGGAUCUUCCUCUUCCAGUACGAUUUCUCUGGACUCUACCUUGUCGCCCUUGUGGUCAUCCUUGUUGGCUUCAUCACCUUCAACGCCGUCCCGACGCCCACUGACCUCCAGGACCCCGGCGCCUCGUCUCCCUCCUCCAUCUGUGAGGACGGUUACUAUGACAAUGCUGUUGCUGCUCAGAAUGACGCCACCGGAAGGGAAGUGACUGUUCGGAUCCCCGCUGAGGUGGAUGAGGGGGAAGAAGAGGAGCUGCAGAGAGAUGGAGGGAAGAAAGGGGCAAGGAAAGAAAGAAAGGCGAGGAAGAAGAGCACUUCCCGAUCAUCAAAGAGGCUUGCAGACAAGAGCAGGGAUAAUGAAGGUGUCGACAUCGAACGUAGUACAAAAAUGUGAAAAGCAGCACAACACUAUAAAUAUACUAUAUUAAAUAUGUAUUUAUUGUUUGCAUACAACAGAUCUGGAAAUACACAGAAUGUAAGAAAUGCAAAUGAAAACAAAGAUUGUUCUUAUUUUCUUUGAAAGGGUUUGUUUACAUGUUAAUUUUUUUUUUAUUUACCUAAAAUCUGCCGGACUAUAAUUUAAUCCACUGACAUUUUUAAAUAAAACAGAAUAUUUUACCCCUCCCUCAAAAAAAAUAUUUUAAAAAUCAGUCUUUGCAGAAAAAAAUAUAUGCACAUAUGAGAGCAGGCAUUAGGAAUUUGAGGUGUGCCAACCAAACGGAUGAGAAUUUUCUUAAUAAAGUUAUGCACAUUUUUAUGGUGGGGGGUGAAUGGUUUUGAUGUUCAGUUUUGGAGACAAAAAAAUAUGGUCAAAGAUCUUCUGUGCAAAAGCACAAGCAGCUUUUGUUGUCUUAUUGUUGUUUUUUUGAACUUUUUUCUUGUUUAACUGUUUCUCAGUAAGUGGCAGGAAGUGCUGGGCCUAGUUUCCAACAUACUGUAUGUGAUGCUAAACAUUUUACCCAAGCUUCUCCUCUUGGGUCUUGUCUGUUCAAAGUGUAAUUAGCCAGAAGUCUUGUGGUUUGUUGGUUCAGAUUAAACUAUUCAAACCUAAACUGUACAGCCAUAUUCUCUUGUAGACUCCUCCUGACCGCCUUUCCAAACAGGCCAUACGUUUUCUUUUUUUUUUUUUUUAUGUACUUUCAUUAAUAGUAACAUGCUAUUUGAGGUCUGCGUCUUCGAUCUUUAGAUGUUGAGAUGUGGUCUUGCUGGGUCAUCAUUCCUGCUGGGGUGUGUUGAUGAGCUGUUAAUGACUAUUCUCUCUGUGGAUUAAUGGGCUCAAUAUUGUUUGCAAAUCUUCUCCUAAACCUUCUCUGACUGAUGGGCAGCAACAACAGCUUAUCUGACAUCCUUACUGAAGUAUUUUCUCGUGGUAAUUGUAUUGAUACACACCUGAAAUGAAAAUGCUCAUCUCAAAUGAAAAUAAUCACCUUAUGAGAGAAAUGAAACUUUAUAUUGAUUAUUCAUUUGACAACAAUCUAUGACUAUGAUGACAAUUAAACUACAAAUAAAGUUACACUAU
Cololabis saira (Pacific saury) is the source of this 2452-nucleotide messenger RNA. RefSeq names its product solute carrier family 35 member F2-like. The coding region runs from base 23 to 1327 and encodes 434 amino acids. Gene Ontology annotation, cellular component: membrane. Lineage: Eukaryota; Metazoa; Chordata; Actinopteri; Beloniformes; Belonidae. The record is from RefSeq and is a predicted model, not a curated record. The transcript has 8 exons. Gene Ontology annotation, molecular function: transmembrane transporter activity. Gene Ontology annotation, biological process: transmembrane transport.